AUGCAGAGCAGGUCGCCACGCGCUACGAUCGCCACCGGCAGCCUUACCCAGGAAGCUGGACAGGUGAGAAAGAUGCAGGGGACAUGCGUGACUCCUUCCAUCUUUCGCAGUCGUGAUUUUGGGACUUGGCGAUGUCCCGUGGACGCCGCCAUCUGUCACAGUAACACAUCUCACAGUUGUUUGUGGCGGUUGUUGGCGAAGCGGACCUCUUGUGUUGGCCGAUUCCCUCUACGACAGAAGCCACUGGUCGAAGCAACUCGGUGCCUUCGCAGUCUUGGUCGUGCCUACGGAAAGCUGCCUCAAAAUGGACCAAGUGUCACAUCAUGUGUCAAGAUGCAGAGCAGGUCGCCACGCGCUACGAUCGCCACCGGCAGCCUUACCCAGGAAGCUGGACAGGUGAGAAAGAUGCCGGGGACAUGCGUGACUCCUUCCGUCUUUCGCAGUCGUGAUUUUGGGACUUGGCGAUGUCCCGUGGCCGCCAUCUGUCACAGUAACACAUUUCACAGUUGUUUGUGGCGGUUGUUGGGGAACUGGACUGCUUGUGUGGACCGUCUUUCACACCGGCGACUUCAGCUACUUGUCGAAUCUACUCGUGUUCGGGACAGAAAGCCGCCUCAAGAUGAACCAAGUGUCACAUCAUGUGUCAAGAUGCAGAGCAGGUCGCCACGCGCUACGAUCGCCACCGGCAGCCUUACCCAGGAAGCUGGACAAGUGAGAAAGAUACCGGGGACAUGCGUGACUCCUUCCAUCUUUCGCAGUCGUGAUAUUGGGACAUGGCCAUGUUCCGUGGACGCCGCCAUCUGUAUGGCCCAGAGCGGCGCCUUGAUCUUGCAUCGCGAGGCGGUGCUGGCACGCCCAAGGCCAUUGGUUGAGAAACGUAUGGAUGGUAGCGGUUGUGAGCAGCUCGCUCAAACAUCACUGCAGCACCGGAGGCAAGGCCCAUCGGUGGACAGCAGCACGUGGUUUCCCCUCCAAACUCGAAUGCGAUCACAGACCAUGAAUGAUGGACCGGCAGUCGUGCGGAAAGGAUCACUUUCGCCAUUGCAGUCCUCAGUCAGGCCUGGGAAUUAUGUCUGUUUUCUUGGCGGGGCCCUGUCUCUCACCAUGCGCAAGACCAUGAAUUGGCCGCGGUUGGAACGGCUUUUCUCGCAAAGCAUCGCGUGGCAGCUCCAGACAAUGGACCAUCUGUGGGCUGGCAGCAUCUCUCGGCCAGGUCCGGUGCACCUUUACGUGUUGAGCCGGCUGUUGGGAAAGGUCUCCCCAACUCGAGUGAUUCUCAGCGGCAUGUCCUUGGGUAAUGUGGCCGCAACGGCGUGUGUUCAGGUCACAGAGCUGGCAAUCCGUCAUUCUAUCCGUGCGUUGGUGCUGUGGGACCACAUCAUCCUGCCAGGUUUCUCUUUGAAGCCUGUGAGAUUGGUCAACUCUUCCGCCGGGACGACAGCAGUAGGUACGCCCGUCUCUCCGGAGUUCUCUGCACCACCAUGCAGGCUGCAAGCACCAAGUUUUCUGGUUCGGUGUUCCUUCUACGAGCGCGAAACCGUCGAUGCCGUCAAUGACUAUGUGUACGCGAUACAGUCCUUUGGAGCUGUGACGUUUGAAGGUCUACGACAAGCAUGCUUGCAAGACACUAGCCACUCAAGCACCUACCGCGAUGACUUGUGGGACAUCACUCGCGUGCUGAACUUCGCGGCCGGGUGA
Messenger RNA from Symbiodinium sp. CCMP2592, 1698 nucleotides. NCBI's taxonomy places the organism in Eukaryota, Dinophyceae, Suessiales, Symbiodiniaceae. The record is from the annotation of a GenBank genome assembly.